Penicillium canariense is the source of this 354-nucleotide messenger RNA. RefSeq lists its product as uncharacterized. The record is from RefSeq and is a predicted model, not a curated record. The transcript is spliced from 2 exons. Lineage: Eukaryota; Fungi; Ascomycota; Eurotiomycetes; Eurotiales; Aspergillaceae. Gene Ontology annotation, molecular function: catalytic activity. The coding region runs from base 1 to 354 and encodes 117 amino acids.
AUGAUGCUGGAGGCUCGCAAUGAUCCCACCACCAAGAUCAUGGCCCAUGCCUGCACGUAUGACGGCCUGUCUUCGCGCCUUGUGGAAGAGGCAGGUUUCCCUAUGGUCUUCCUUGCAGGCUAUGCCGUGGCUAGUUCCUAUGAUCUGCCAGACACUGGAUAUAUUGCAAUGGCAGAGAUCGCCGUGGCAUACCCCUGGACAUUGGUUGCUGCUCACCUCAAGAGUGUUCGAGAGGCUUUGGACGGAUUGAAGAGAAGUAUGACCGUGGGAGCACCACCGAUGAUUCUUACCUAUGAUGAGGUGUGCGAAGGUGUCGGUUUCAACAAGUACUGGGUAUCUCUGAAUAUUCUUUGA